AUGGCGGCUCUAUGGAUGGCGCGAUGCGGUGUCAACGCCCGUAUUAUCGAUACCAAUAUCACGAAAACCUACAGAGGCAGAGCCGAUGGUCUCCAGCCUCGCACCACGGAGAUUCUUGCAUCAUUCGGCAUUGCUAAAGACAUUCUGGAGACCGCUUGUUCUGUGCACGAGUCGACUUUCUGGGCCGAUGACGGUGAAGGUGGGAUCCAGCAUGUGGUACGAGUCUCCGAGUGGUCUCCUGAUCUAGGACGAUACCCUUUGAUCACGACUUGCCAAGGUCGAGUGGAGCGCUGCAUGCUGGAUGGCAUGAAACACUACAACAAUCUCGAAGUGGAGCGUGGGGUUAAGGCCGUGGACCUUGAAGUGGAUGAGUCUACAGUCGAGGACCUGGAUGCCUUCCCCAUCGCCGUUACUGUUCAUCAUCUGCCUGAAGAGGAGUUGUUGGAAGCAUCUACGCACCAGACCAUACCGCAGCCUGGGGACUUCAACUAUGAAGCCGAAGAUGAUGCUUACAGGACUCGUCACCUUAGCGGCAAAGAAGGCUCGAACGAGACCAUCAGGGCCAAGUACGUGAUUGGGGCGGACGGGGCCCGUAGCUGA
Penicillium egyptiacum is the source of this 600-nucleotide messenger RNA. Lineage: Eukaryota; Fungi; Ascomycota; Eurotiomycetes; Eurotiales; Aspergillaceae. The record is from the annotation of a GenBank genome assembly.